This is a messenger RNA of Sorghum bicolor (sorghum), 1954 nucleotides long. RefSeq names its product serine carboxypeptidase-like 2. Bases 39 to 1547 code for a protein of 502 amino acids. Gene Ontology annotation, molecular function: serine-type carboxypeptidase activity; acyltransferase activity, transferring groups other than amino-acyl groups. The record is from RefSeq and is a predicted model, not a curated record. The transcript is spliced from 14 exons. Gene Ontology annotation, biological process: secondary metabolic process; proteolysis. NCBI's taxonomy places the organism in Eukaryota, Viridiplantae, Streptophyta, Magnoliopsida, Poales, Poaceae.
ACACACAAAGUCCCGAAGCUCUCGAUCCAGCUGAAACAAUGGCGUACGUUGCAUGCUCUUUCUACGACGCACGCGGGUCACUACCGGUCUACCGCCCCCGCCGCCGCCGGCAGCUCUCUCCGCCAUUGCUUCUCGCCGCUUAUUGCCUUGCCGUCCUUGUGCUGCCGCCGCCGCGGCUCUCCCGGGCGGCGACGUCGUCGUCGUCGUCGUCGACGGUGGUCACCCACCUGCCGGGAUUCGAUGGCCCUCUUCCCUUCUACCUGGAGACCGGGUACGUGGAGAUAGAGGAGGAGACCGGGGCGGAGCUGUUCUACUACUUCGUGGAGUCGGAGCGGAGCCCGAGCACGGACCCCUUGCUCCUGUGGCUGACAGGCGGGCCCCGGUGCAGCGUCUUCAGCGCGCUUGUGUUUGAGAUUGGUCCUUUGAAGUUUGUCGUGGAACCAUACGACGGCACAUUGCCAAGAUUGGUCUAUAAUCCAUAUUCCUGGACACAGAUGGCAAGCAUUCUCUUCCUGGACUCACCUGUUGGUUCUGGUUUCUCUUAUGCACGCGACCCCAAAGCUUAUGAAGUUGGAGACAUCUCAUCUUCUAGGCAGGUCUUGACAUUUUUGAGAAAGUGGUUUGAUGAUCACCCAAAAUACUUUUUGGAUCGUCCUUUCUAUAUUGGUGGAGAUUCAUAUGCGGGGAAGGUGGUUCCUCUUAUUGCACACUACAUUUCAGAAGGAAUCAAAGGAAUGCAACAACCAAUUAUUAAACUAAAGGGUUAUAUUGUUGGCAAUCCUAUUACAGGAGACAAAAUUGAUACCAACUCCAAAGUUACAUUUUCUCAUUCAUUUGGAAUCAUAUCUAACCAACAAUAUGAGGCUUUCAUCAAAAACUGUAAAGGAGAUUACCUAAACCCGACAAACAAACCUUGCACGGAUGUGGUACAUACUAUUAAGAAGCUCAUGUCAGAAGUUUCUGAAGGAAACAUAUUGCGACCAAUUUGCCAUAUUCCUUCAGGAAAACGAAGAAGUACUAUGGAAGAUGUGUCAUCUCUAGUAGAGAAACACCAUCACUAUCAGCUUACUGAUGCACCUGAUGAACCUCCCUUUUAUUGCUUCUAUGAAUACCGCUACUACUUGUCCUACUUUUGGGCUAAUGACAAUGUCGUUAGAAUUGCUCUUGGAAUCAAGGAGGGAACAAUGGCGGAAUGGAUUAGGUGUAGAAGACCUCCAAUUCUUCCUUAUGCGUCUGAUCUUCCCAGUAGCAUAAAAUAUUUUUUCAACCUUAGCACUAAGGGAUAUCGUGCUCUUGUAUACAGUGGAGACCAUGACCUCCUCGUACCGUUUACGGGCACACAAGCAUGGAUAGGAUCCUUCAAUUUCUCCAUAGUUGAUGAUUGGAGGGCCUGGCACCUAGAUAACCAGGCAGCAGGAUUCACCAUCAUGUAUGCUAGCAACCUAACGUUUGCAACAAUAAAGGGUGGCAGCCAUAUUCCUCCAGAAACAAAUCCUAAAGAAUCAUUUACUAUGGCUAAAAGGUGGCUGGACAAUGAGCCCCUAUAAUCCCCAUGCGCCUACCUCUCAGGCUACGCCUCUUAGUAUAGAUCUAUCAUCUACAGCAUAAGGAUAAGGCUUAGAGAUGAUUAUGUGAAGCAAGUGGAUGUAAUAAAGCAUGCCAAGUGUUAAACUUGCUUUGACAUGUUGAAAACAAUAAUUUAGUCCUUAUUGACUUAAGAGUUACUAAGAAUUAGAGUUGUGGGAACCUAGUGUUAGUAGAGAUAUGCUAAGAAAUAAGGCAAACGCCACACAUUAUUAGUGGUGUAGGUGUGUGUGAUGGUUGGGGACCUUUCACAUAUAUAAACAUAUGGGAGGAUGUAGUACAAAGAAGCAAUUAUACAUCUACAAUACACAAUGGUUGUCAUAGUGGGAGGAUUUUAGAUGCAUAAAUUGGACCUAAAGUUUUUGAUCAA